This is a messenger RNA of Lactuca sativa (garden lettuce), 616 nucleotides long. Its product is annotated as pre-mRNA-splicing factor CWC22-like protein (DUF3245). The record is from RefSeq and is a predicted model, not a curated record. NCBI's taxonomy places the organism in Eukaryota, Viridiplantae, Streptophyta, Magnoliopsida, Asterales, Asteraceae.
AGUAUUUCCCGCCCACUGGCCCACAUUCUACGAAACCCAGAUUCAUAUUCGCCAGUCGCCGGCCAAGUGUAGCAGGGUGGAAAGAAACGGCGUCAGGUGACACCUCUCAUCCAGUCCUUCAGUCUUCCAGUUCAUUCCUUAUUCCGGCAUCCAAAGUUGCAAUGAGCACAGAGGAGUUGUCCAAGAAAAAUUCCCACCCUGAGUUAGUGAAGUUGAAUUCAGCAUUUAAGUUGGCCGAAAAAUGGGUUAGUAACAUGACUAGAACUACAGACGAAAAAUCAACUCGAGUUGUCUUAGAGGCUCGACCUCCUGGGCUUGGAAUUGGUGCGGUGGUUCCUCGUCAACAGAAAGUUGGAUUGUCAAAUGAUCCGGUUGAAAGAAAAUUACAUGCUCAAUUAGACGCACAAAAGCGGAAAUUUGCAAAAAUGGCUGAGGAAUCUCAACCCGCAAAUAAAGAUGAUGAGAGUAGUGAUGAAGAUGAUGAACCUCAAAGCAGAACUCAAGCAUUUGUUAAAAAGAAAAUGACGAUUUUGCCCUCGUCAAGUCAAAAAAACUAGUAAAUGUAAUCUUUUUUUUUGUAUUACAUCUCUUUUAAUAUACUAUCAAAUUGAAUGCA